Molecule: messenger RNA, 1967 nt
Organism: Blepharisma stoltei
Lineage: Eukaryota; Ciliophora; Heterotrichea; Heterotrichida; Blepharismidae
Source: the annotation of a GenBank genome assembly
AUGUCAUCAACGCAGUGUAAGGAGUGCAGGGCAGAGAAUUUAUUUGUGGUGGAUGAAAAGGAGGGGAAUAUAGUGUGCACAGGCUGUGGGCUGGUGCAAGUAUUGAUAUUAAAAUUAAUUACUUAUAGAGAUGAUUCUGUAGGUCAGUGGGAUACUGCUCACUGCUAUUAACGCUUCGCUGCUUACUCACAAGUUCAGCACGGCUUGAACUGUGUGCUCCUUCACUUGCUACCUGAAGUGAGAGAUGCUGGAUCAUUAUGCCACGCGCCAAUGCAGGUUUACCUUCGGAAAAAUCGAUUUUUCGAAUUUGCUGGUCGCCUUCAACCAAGGUAAAAACUUGAAGCCUAGAACAUAAUGCCUACUAUACUGCUAAGCAGGCCUAAUGGAUGUCCCAGACAGUCCUGGACUCCAUUUUCCACCUUUCCGCAAAGAAGAAAAAUGGGGAUAAUUCCGCAACACCAAUAAAUUGACAAAACCCCACCGGAUUACCAUCUUUUACAUCUUUCUCCUUUUCGCAAGGUCCCUGGGCUCUAAUUCAGAAAUAGAAGGAAUUGUGGACUCACCACACCAUUUUAAUGUAUAUGAGCUGGUGCAAGCACUGAGAAUUAUUGAUGAUACUUCAGAAUGAAGAAAUCUUACAGAAGAAGAUGGGAGUAAAGGAAGUGAUCCUAGAAGAGUAGGAAUGCCUAAUAAUGAACUUUUAGUAGGAAAAGGACUUUGCACAGUCAUUUCCGGUGACCCCUCAAGAGUAGGGCUUUCUAUGUGAAACCAACGAGCUAUCUUGACAGGGAUCGACCGUACCUUAUCUACCGGUUUUCACGAAAUUGAUGAUAUUUGCCACACUUUAAACCUCAGUGACACUGUCGCCGAAGACGCCAAAAAGACUUUCAAAAUUGUGACGACUAAAAAAACCUCCCCUUGCAAAUCCCAUAUGGGCUUAAUAGCUUCAUGUGUAUUUUUAUCUUGCCGAAAAUAUGGAAACCCUAUUCCUAUAAAAGAAAUUGCGUCCCUUUAUAGCCUAAAUAAGAAGGAUAUUCAAAGGUCGUAUUGUAUGAUCAAGCAAAUUAUCCCUGAUAUUGUCAGUACUCAAACAGAAAUCGCGUAUGUCAAAAAAAUUGCCAACGAUUUGAAUUUGCCACAAAUGUUGGUGAAUAAAUGCGCGGUUGUGGCACAAAGGAUUAAGGACAGCGGGAUUAUGGAGGGAAAAAACCCACUGAGCUUGGCAAGUGUGGUAGUUUAUAUGAUGAGCAUUUUGGAAGGAGAAGAUGCGUUCAGCUUUUCUGAAAUAAGUAAAAGCUCGGGUGUGACCACAAAUACAAUAAGAAACUGUUAUAAGCAAAUCUACCCAGAUAGAGUAAAAUUACUCAUAGGAGUAAUAAAUGACUGGGAAAUACAGAAACUUCCCAAAUUGUUAGUUAGUUAUUUAGAAUUAUAAAGAAGUUCGCUAUAAUUCCAUAUGGACUCACCCCUAACGCUUCCCCGCUUGCUCGCCAAUUGCUUCCACAGCAUCGCUAAGGUUGCUCCUGCAAGACGAAAACCUGCACCCGCUACCCGGUAGUCGGGUGGUGAGUUGCGUUACCUUGCCGUACGUCAAAAGGGUUAUCCACCAUUGAAAACCCAAAGGAUUUAAUUUUCUUGUCGACUCUUGGCCAAAAUGGAAAUCCGUAGCCCAGGGGGUAACUUCUAAUUUCAGGCAGACGCAUAGUCGCUUGGCAAGACGAGCGCCAUUGGCUCUGCUGGAGACCCCUUUCCAACUUCCGGACCCAUUUCCCACUGAGGCAAAAAUUUGGCUUUGGAGGAAAGCAUGCGAUUAGCAAACCCGACAUUGGGCUUCGCCAAACCAAAAAAAAAUCGGCCGAAUGCUCAUUCCGAAAGCCAUGCUCCUUUCCUCAAGGUCCCUACAGGAGUUAAGAGGGGGCGGGCUUGUUUCCACUCCAUUUUAAUUUAUGAUACUUCCCAAAUUGUAA